GGGGCAAGGCUUCAAGCGCGACUGCGCGUGCGCAUCGGCGAUGCAGCCGAUUGCCUCACGGUGGAGGAGCUGAGUCUGAAGAGUGCUCUCGCAUCUUUGCGACCCUGACCGCGACCGAGCGUCACCCAUAACCCGCAGCGCCCCUGACCUUCGUCGAUCCUUUUUUUCUCUCCACUGAUCCCUCGUGGUCGACGUGAAAUCAGCAACGCCCCUCUGAGGGCAGCCCCUUUCCGGGCGAUGGACCAAACGCAGCGGCAGAUGAUGCGCGAAGCUUUGUUUGGCGUAGGGUUUAAGGAGGCCCAGAUCAGCAGCUUUGCCGACGCUACGCUUGACAAGCUCUGCGCUGCCAACUUCCACGCGUCGGGGCGCCUUCAGUCAGCCACCCGCGAGGACCUCAAGGACGCUGGCCUGGCGCCCGGGGACGUGGGCUUCAUUAUGGGCAAGGUGCAAGGCGCGGCGGCUGGCCUGGGCGUGGCGAGCGUGGCAGGGGCCGGAGGUGCUUCGCUCACGUCGCCCAUCCCGCGUAAGUCCACCAGCGCCUCGUGGUGGUGGCCCCCCUCGUGGCUCAGACCCGCGGCACCUCUGGGGUCCGGAGGGCAAGGAGCAGGCGACGAGGGCUGUCAGCAGCAACCGCAGCAGCCAUCGCCACAGCCGCAUGAGCAUGACAACACCUCAUCAGUCACAGCGCCCACCAGCGUGCCAGUCAGUGCUGCAGGCUCGCAUUCAGGAUCCGAGCAGGACACGCGGGCCACCGCCACAUCAAGCAGCUGGCCCAGCUCCUCAUCUCCCCCAUGCCAGCCGCUGUCCAGCUGUCGUCAACGCCGCUCACACCCUGCUGCUCGCCAACAGGCAUCGGCAUGACAGGGCUCGUCACAGCAGGCGCGUUCCUGAUGCUGUUCAAGGCCGUGGUCCAGGCGGUGUGCAGCAUCGAGGCGGAGCCGGGGUGCCCGGCGUGGGUGACUAGCAGCGCAGCGCUGGGCGACGCGCCGCUGUCGAAGGUCCUGCUGUACGGCGGCGUGUGGGCAUACAUGGGCGCGCACCAGCUGGCGGCGCUCGCAGCCGAGCGCAUGCAGCUGCAGGCGGGGGUCUAUUACGUGGGCAGCGUGCUGCCGGGGUGGGUGCGGUUCGUGCCGGCGUGGGUGCGGCACUUCACGGCGUGGGCCGCGGUGCAGGGCCUAGCAUUCACGGCCGCCCUUGUGAUGCACGGGGCGUCGGUGCUCGUGCACAGCCUGGUCCUGGACCUGGCCGUGCGCCUGGGCAUGUGGCUGCGUUUCCGCUGAUGGGGGGCCACCCCACGUGGCUGAUGGGCCCACUACGGUAUGUCUUCCUGCUGUGCGUUCCAUGCGCGGCGCUGUGUAGAUAGGGCAUCAAAGCUGCAGCGCAACAUGCAUGGACCCCAAUAGUAGUGGCAGUAGCAAUUGGUAAGCUAGCGCGGUGGCAGGACGCUGCAGGCACCGCAGCUGGCACGUAUUCAACGGCCGGUUCGCAGGCGCGGUACUUCACGUAAUGCACGGAUCCUUUGAUGAGAGCGCUGUAUAUCGUACACGUCAUCGUAGGUAAUGCAUAGAACGCCACGUUUUGAUUGGGGUCGGGGGCAGGGAAGGACUGCGCCCGAGUAGUGCAGUACUGCUGGGUCCCGGUGAACACUGCGCAGGGUCGGCGCCGUCCAUAGUAUGCACGGGGUGUGCGAACUGGGGAGUGGAGUGGAGAGCUGACAUCACUGGGGGACAAGCGCCUGGCAACCAUAGGGGCCCCCACUCGCUUUGCAGGCGCAUGUUAGGGACUGAGAGGCUGUGGGGGCUGAUGCGGGGUGCCUGUGUACCAUAUUACGUGUGACCGCGCCCCUGCAUUGGGUGGCGCGAGGCUGUGUCUUUGCUCACGGCCGCAGCACUAGGUAUUAAGAAGACGUAACGUGUGCGGAACAGAACACCAAGCCUUACCGUGUGUGUGUGUGUGUGUGUGUGUGUGUGUGUGUGUGUGCGCGCGCGAACUGCUGUCGUUUUGAGGGCCUACGGGACGAGGCACGUUUGUUUCUCGGAUGCGACAUUGCUCCGACGGCAGCUGUUGUUUUGACGGCGCUCGGAUGCGACCUGGCUGCCGUGCAAGCGAGCAGAGUCUCGGUGAAGCCACUCGGGCCUAGUUGCCCUCACGCCCAAGGACCCACUGCAUGGUGCACUGUCAGGCGCCUGAGAGUGACUAAGCCCAGCGGGGGACGUAGCGCCUCGUCAUCGGCUUUUGCUUACUGUGUCGGGUUUUGCGUUCGUGUAUGCGAAUAAUUUGUUAACAGGCACCCACGGCCUGACGCCGGGGUGAGUCCCAAUCAUUGCAGAUGUGUACUUUGCUUUCCCCUAUCCAACUAUGUUUGUGUUACGCGGAGGUGCACUUUGGAAGCUGAGUGUCAUGUCACCAGCAGAUGACGCGCCUACCUGACAGAAUUCGCUAGCAAGUGUAUUCUGCCUUCGCCUAUUGGUGCAUGUUUGGGUCGUGUGGCGGUGAGGUAGAAGUGUCAUCGGCCAUGACCUGCAAGACGGCGCUGACACCGGCGGAUGGAGGCAGCUUUAAGCGCUCCGGCAAGAAGCAAAGACCUGUCUUGCUUCUUGCUUUUUCAUACAGCUUCUACUUUGCAAGACCGUGCUCUUCCAUCAUUCUCUUAUCUCCAAGUAAACUAUCGGCGCAGAGCGCAACGGGCAACCCAUCAGGGUAUCUUUAACACGCCUGCCGUC
This is a messenger RNA of Chlamydomonas reinhardtii, 2723 nucleotides long. RefSeq lists its product as uncharacterized. The coding region runs from base 238 to 861 and encodes 207 amino acids. The record is from RefSeq and is a predicted model, not a curated record. The transcript is spliced from 3 exons. Lineage: Eukaryota; Viridiplantae; Chlorophyta; Chlorophyceae; Chlamydomonadales; Chlamydomonadaceae.